This is a messenger RNA of Ixodes scapularis (black-legged tick), 3002 nucleotides long. RefSeq lists its product as uncharacterized. Bases 22 to 2391 code for a protein of 789 amino acids. NCBI's taxonomy places the organism in Eukaryota, Metazoa, Arthropoda, Arachnida, Ixodida, Ixodidae. The transcript has 2 exons. The record is from RefSeq and is a predicted model, not a curated record.
AUUAUUCCAUAGAAGUAUGAAAUGGCGGCGGCUAACAAAUCCGAUACUUCUGGCGGCCAAAUAUCUUCGAAUAGUCCUCAUCAGCUGCAGAUUACAGACUUCUUUUCUGCCGACGGAGAUGUAUCGGGAAGUACCAAUACGCACCGGACCAUCAUCGGGGCUCUGGGCAACGAGGCACUUCGAGAGUAUGCUGCCUACAUUAACCAGCUGUGCGGUGGCAAGUCAACUCCUGGCACGGUCUACAGCAAACUCCGCGUUACAAGAAGCAGCGUGACGUCGAGAAUAAUUGGCCAGUACCUCGCCUGCACCGGUGGCGAGACCACAUGCCAUCUCCUGCAAGAUCUCACAAUCUGGAAUGAAUUCCUUAUGCUCCUAAAUGUAGAGCUGAAAGAGUUGACACCCAGGAAGCUGGGAGUGGUUUCCCUAGGCAGCAGCUCAAGGGGGGAAUGGAGGAACUCUGAUCAUUACCACUCUUCCAUCCUACUCCACUGGCUUCUCAAAGAGCACCACUGCAUCAAGACCCUCCAACUCCAACAAGCGGUCGACCAAGAGAAUUCCCAAAUCCUCUUCGAUGCUCUGCGUCUUAAUAGUGGCCUGACUCGCCUCAACUUGAAUGAUUGUGGCUGGCCUGGAGACUCUUCAAUGCAGUUGAUUACUGCGGUCCUGACAAUGACUCAGCUUGAAGAACUUGAGUUAACGAAAGUGAAUGUGACCAGUGAUGCAUUAGUCUAUCUUGCAGAUGCUCUUGAAGGAAUGAAGCAUUUGAAGUCACUUGCUAUUUAUUUCAUUGAUGGGGCUGGACAUUACAUGAAACCUCUUUUGCAGGGCUUGAGCAAGAAUGUGACUGUCAAAAGUCUGCAAGUCGAUUAUUAUUGUUUUGCCCCUGGCAAUGACAAAGUAUUUGGAGAGUACCUUGCACAUAAUGCAAUACUAGAGAACCUGAUUAUUGAGCACGACUACUAUGGCUGUCAUUACGCAGUAGUUAAUGUAAGUGCCCUGGCCAGUGCAUUAAAAGUGAACAAGGUCUUGAAGAAGCUACGCCUCGGUGGUUUUGACCAUGAAGUGUCAAGAAUAAAACAGUUUGUUGAGGCAAUGACCAAGAACAGUACACUCCAACACUUGCACUUUUCUGGUCUUCAUUGGGACUUCGAUGCAAACAUUUUUGCUGAGCUCAUUGAAAAAAACACUGGUCUUUUGGAACUUGAGGUUUCAAAUUCCAUUCCCUGUUCCGUCGCCCCAGUAGCAGCUGCUAUUGCCCAAAAUGUGUCCAUGCGAAAGCUUACCCUUAAGUUAUCGGUUGCAACCCAUGAAAAGGCAAAACUAUUCCUUGAGGCGUUGGCAAGCAACAGGACUCUUGAACUAGUUACUAUUGGUGAUGUCGAUGAGACAUCAGUCUUGGACGUAUAUAAACUCUUGCAAGAAACUGGAACUGAAGCACGAGUGGAGUUUUGGGCAGCUUUUGAGGAGCCCUUGUGUCUUGCAAGCACCCUGAAGGACUGUCCAAAGCUGACCGACAUCAGUUUCGAAUCAUGCGAAGAUCUUGAACCGCAGCUAUUGUUAGGUGGAUUGGAGCAACUCGCCUCUUGCCGCCAUAUCGUUAAGCUCUGGCUUGCAUUAGAUGAAGACAUUGGCAGCGAUUGUGCAAAGUCCCUCGCUAGCCUCCUUUCCUCAACAAAGACUUUGAAGGAGUGCCAUCUAAGACUUGAGACGACUACACAAAUAACAGACAUUCUUCUGGGUGGCCUGUCUUGCAACAGAAGUAUCUCAUUAAUGUUUCUUGAGUACUGGUCCUUCCGGCACUGUCACGUUGGCUUGCUUACAGCAAUGUUGGAAGGAAACAUGGUAUUACGGGAUAUGACUCUGGAGUCUUCUGAUGACCAGACGUCCUUGUCGGUACUAGAAAUGCUACCGCAUUGUCUCCUCAAGAACUACUCGUUACUCAAUGUGGGUAUGAAUAUGUGCCUCGAGUUUAAAAGAUGCAUGUUUGAAGUCCGGGACAUCUUACGAAGAAACCUCUCAUUUUUGAACCGUGCAGCAGAGUUUGUGAUGGGCCUGCACAGCAAGCAUUCUGCCAAUGCAUUUGAGUGCCUCUACGAAAGCGAGACCUUAGCUUCGAAGGUGCAAGACCUUACUUCUGAGACUGCAUCUGAGGUGCAGCAGAGGAUCAGAAAAACCGCAGCUUACCUGAACGUAAACUUCCUAGCCAUCGUGGGUGUUGUUGCGGAUACUGUGACGUGCAACAGGAGUGACCAGGUACAGUUUGAUCAACUGGGACUGGACAACUGGUUGAAGAUUCGCUCUUAUUUGAGAGUUUCUGACAUCCGAGACCAAGGUACAACAAAGUGUUCUGUAACUUCUACCAGGUGUAGCCGCAAACGAAAGUUGUGUUGAUGCUGUUAAGACCCAAAGAAUGACGCUUACUGUGUGCGGAAAGACCAUUCAUUGUGCUUUGAUUCUCUUUGUAAGUAUGUAUUGUUAGUCGGUUUUUAUGUGAACAUACUGAUUUUAAGGAUAGCAAUAAAGGUUUCACUUGAAAGAAACAAAUUACUGUCCAGCCACUGCAAUCAGUUAGACAUACUUGUUUUCCUGCAACCACAGAACCUCCGUGUCAUCACAGCUUAUUGUCGAGCACAGUUUCACAUUCAUUUUCUCUCCAGAGAAGCAAAACUAUUGCAUAUGCAAUAGUUUUGUAGUUGUCACAAAGUGCAGAUCAUGAAGGUGUAUGGUGGACUGUGAAAGCCUCCGGAGGUUAAAAAUGUAAUUUUCGACUCUGAUUAGCAUAGAGGGCCUUUCCACAGUGAUGACAUAUAAUCUCAUAUUUCUAGGUAGCAAGAAUUUCUACUGUAAAACAUUAGCGAUGUACAUGCUACUACACAAAUUGAUUUCUUGAUUUUUCUUGUGACUCCACAUGCUACUACACAAAUUGAUUUCUUGAUUUUUCUUGUGACUCCACAGGCACAUCAUUUUUAAGAUUAAUAAAAAAAAAACCGCCUGCUUAAAAA